Molecule: messenger RNA, 684 nt
Organism: Letharia columbiana
Lineage: Eukaryota; Fungi; Ascomycota; Lecanoromycetes; Lecanorales; Parmeliaceae
Exons: 1
Coding region: 1-684 (227 amino acids)
Source: RefSeq, a predicted model, not a curated record
AUGGCGGACAAAGCCCCCAAGAGCACGGAUGGAGCAGCGAAGCAGCGCAUCAUCACCCACAUGAACAACGAUCACCAAGACUCCCUUAUCCGCUACCUCCGGUACUACGCCCAGCUCUCCAGCUUCUCCGCUCGUAAUGCCCAUCUAGCCGACAUCAGCUUCACCGACCUGACCAUCCUCUCUUCCAGCGGCACACCUCAUACCGUACCCAUCAAGCCUGCCAUGACAUCCUGGUCGGAAGCUAGACCGCGAGUGGUAGCCAUGGACGCUGAAGCGGUCGCCGGCCUGGGUGCUAGCGACAUCACGGUGAAGAAGUACAAGUCACCGCGCGGCUUUAUGACGGUCGUCUUCGUCGCCUGCGUGCUCACCCACAUCUUCUUCUGCCGCCGCGCCAACUUCGAACCCGGCUCAGUCCUCUAUGAUGCAUUACUUAAGUACGUCCCGAGCUUGGCGAAUUUCUGCCGGACCAUUCAAGCACCGCUGUUUUGGUUCAUGAUCGUGGUGCAUGGAGGGGAGGCAGCGUGGAUGGCGAAGAGCAGGUUAGAGAAGCAUACGGUUAGGAUUUUCAGUAGGGUGUGGUGGAUGUGGGUAUUGAGUUGCUAUAUGGAGGGGUUUGGGAGCUAUGUACGGUUCGAUGAGUGUGUGAGGGAGGAGCAGGAGAAGAGAGAGGGAAUGAAGCAUUGA